AGAUCGCCUAGCUAGCUACAUAUAUAUGAAUAGUUCUAAUCUAAGAAACCAUAUGCCACAUGCAAUGAACUCUCAAGAUCUUGUUCAUGUCUUACUAGUCUCGUUUCCUAGUCAAGGCCAUGUCACCCCUUUACUCAGACUAGGCAAUCUCCUUGCUUCCACAGGCCUCCUUGUCACCUUCUCAACCACCGAAAAUGCCGGAGACUUCAUGCGAAAAGCUAACAAAAACAUCGAUGAGGCCACUCCAGUUGGUGAUGGCAUGAUCCGGUUCGAGUUCUUUGAUGAUGGACUCAGCGGAGAUAAUGAGGAGCGGAGACGCCUAGAUCUUGAGUACAAAAUUGCUCAGCUUGAGUUGCAUGGAAAAGAAGCAGUUACUAGAUUUGUGGAAAAACAUAACAAAGAAGGCCGCCCUGUGGCGUGCCUUAUCAACAAUCCUUUCAUUCCAUGGGUGACUGAUGUUGCUCAUGCACUCAACAUCCCGAAUGCGGUGCUUUGGGUACAAUCUUGUGCUUCUUUUUCAGCUUAUUAUCAUUAUAAUAACAAAUUGGCCAUAUUUCCCGAUGAAUCUGAUCCGGAGAUUGAUGUCCAAUUGCCAUCCAUGCCUUUGCUGAAACACGACGAGAUCCCUAGCUUCUUGCACCCAAAUGCUCCUUUUUCCUUCUUCGGAAAAGGCAUUUUAGGCCAGUUCAAAAACAUGUCCAAAACAUUUUGUGUACUCGUGGAAACAUUUCAAGAACUCGAAAGUGAAGUCAUUGAUUACAUGUCCAAACUGUGUCCUAUCAAACCUAUCGGUCCAUUAUUCAAGAAUCCCAAAUCUUCGAACUCAAGUAUUCAAGGCGAUUUCGUCGAAGCCGAUGACUGCAUGGAUUUCUUGAACUCCAAGGAACCUGCAACAGUUGUGUACAUAUCAUUCGGCAGCAUUGUUUCUUUAAAUCAGGAACAAACGAAUGAAAUCGCUUACGGGCUUUUGAAUUCGGGUGUUUCAUUUCUGUGGGUACUAAAGCCGCCUACCAUGGGUUCGGCCUCGGCUGUUGUUUUACCCGAAAAUUUUUUAGGAGCUGCGGGUGACAAGGGCAAAGUUGUGCAAUGGUGCGCACAAAAAGAAGUUCUAGAACAUCCAUCCGUGGCCUAUUUUGUAACACAUUGCGGAUGGAACUCGACGUUGGAGGCGAUUAGUAGUGGCGUCCCGGUGGUGACCUUUCCGGCAUGGGGUGAUCAAGUGACGAAUGCGAAGUACUUGGUUGAUGUGUUCGAGAUGGGAGUUAGACUAAGUAGAGGUGAGCAGACCGAAAAGAACGGUGUUUCGAGAGACAAAAUCGAGAAGUGUUUGAGAGAGGCCAUUGGUCCGAAGGCCGCGGAGAUGAAAAAGAAUGCGUUGAAGUGGAAAGAGGCGGCUAAAGAAGCGGUGGCUGAUGGUGGCUCGUCUGAUCGGAAUUUGAAAGAGUUUGUGGAGAAAAUUAGGAAUGUAUCUAAGUUGGGAAGUGCUAGUGUCAAUCUUGUGAAUGGCACAUGCACUUAGUGGGAAGUACUCGACUAUUUUGGAGUAUGUCGGCUAAAGUGUUCAUUCGAACAAGUGUUCUAAAAUUUCGAAAUAAUAAUUCUUGACAAA
This is a messenger RNA of Daucus carota subsp. sativus, 1609 nucleotides long. Its product is annotated as gallate 1-beta-glucosyltransferase 84A24. NCBI's taxonomy places the organism in Eukaryota, Viridiplantae, Streptophyta, Magnoliopsida, Apiales, Apiaceae. Gene Ontology annotation, molecular function: quercetin 3-O-glucosyltransferase activity; quercetin 7-O-glucosyltransferase activity. The transcript has a single exon. Bases 26 to 1519 code for a protein of 497 amino acids. The record is from RefSeq and is a predicted model, not a curated record.